Brassica oleracea var. oleracea is the source of this 573-nucleotide messenger RNA. Its product is annotated as lysine--tRNA ligase-like. The transcript has 5 exons. The record is from RefSeq and is a predicted model, not a curated record. Gene Ontology annotation, molecular function: tRNA binding; ATP binding; lysine-tRNA ligase activity. Lineage: Eukaryota; Viridiplantae; Streptophyta; Magnoliopsida; Brassicales; Brassicaceae. Gene Ontology annotation, biological process: lysyl-tRNA aminoacylation. Gene Ontology annotation, cellular component: cytosol. The coding region runs from base 122 to 490 and encodes 122 amino acids.
AGUAUUCGACGUGAAAUGUCCACCUCCUCAGCCUACAGCUCGUCUUCUAGAUAAACUUGUUGGAGAGUUUCUGGAAGUGACAUGUGUCAACCCAACUUUCAUCAUCAACCAUCCCGAGAUCAUGUCUCCCUUGGCGAAAUGGCAUAGAUCGAACAGUGUUCUGACUGAGAUAUUCGAGCUGUUCAUCAACAAAGAUGAACUUUGCAACGCCUACACCGAGCUGAACGAUCCUGUGGUUCAGCGUCAAAGGUUUGCUGAUCAACUCAAGGAUAGACAGUCGGGAGACGAUGAAGCGAUGGCCUUAGAUGAGACUUUCUGCAAUGCUUUAGAAUACGGAUUGGCUCCAACAGGUGGUUGGGGAUUGGGGAUAGAUAGGCUUGCCAUGCUGUUCACUGACUCACAAAACAUCAAGGAGGUUAUUCUCUUCCCGGCAAUGAGGCCACAAGACGAUCCAGCAUCCGUUAAAGCUUCUUUGCAAGCAGAGAACUAAGGAGACUAGAGCACAGCUUUCAUCUCUUUUGCCAGUCAAAUUGCUAUUAUGGAACAAGCUGUUCUCAGAUCAUUCUUAAUCGC